ACCCUAACCCUAACCCUAACCCGCUGUCCAGUAUCCAGCUGGCUUUUUCUUUUUAUUUUCAUUUUUAUUUUCUUUUUUAUUUUUUUAUUUUAUAUCCUUACCCUCUGUGUUUUCCCUUAACCUAACCUCAGUGUCUGUAUACGUGGAUGAAUGCAUGUGUGAUGCCUAAACCUAACCCUUGACCUUUGACCCCACCCUAAAUGUGUGUGUGUACUUACCUGAUGUGUCCUUACCCUAAAUGUGUGUGGAUGUUUUCGUGCUUGUGCAACGUCACUUACCUCCUGUCUCAAACCAAUCCUGGUGUGUCAAUUUAAAUAAUUUCUGCAUUUUUUGUAAGUCCAUGUGAACAUUUUAUUUAAAAAGAAUGAAGAACAGUAUCACAGGGGGUGCCUAACAAAAUUUAAGUUGCAGGAAUAAUAUUAAAGAGGGGGCCGUAAGAAACAGAAACAGAAAGAAAGAAAUAAAUACAUACCUGAUGAAGACACAGAAAAAGUCGAAACGUCGUAUACUGAGCACUAGGGGGCAACAAAGAGUAACAAACUCAAAUUCAAAUUUAACGGACGAGGAAGAGAACGGAAGGCUUGUGCAUGUCAGUUGGAGAAAGACGGCGUGGCGGGAGGCUGUGUGGGGGCGCGGGAUGGCCCGUGCAUCACUCUCCUGUCGUCGGGCAGGCAAGAGCUUCCCCACACCUACCCUAACCCUAACCCUUACCCGACCAUGACGGAGCCUCUUCGUGGUGACUGGUCUCCACCAGGCUCAGCUGAGGAGGACACGCCCCCUCCACCACCUGCUGAGAACGUCACUCCACUCCCUCAGCGACAACAGAAAUCCUCCAGCAGGGACACCACCUCUGCACCACAGGGGGGCCCCCCCUCUUCUUCUUCCUCUCUCUCUCCUUCUCCUCCACCGGAAGGGGCAGCAUCCCCUGCCACGGAUGAGGUCCUCCGCUGCAUUUCUGGCUUCAUCCAGGAGGAGGCGGGAAGGCAACAUGCUGCAGCUGCAGCUCCUCCUCCUCUCUCCCACACCUCCAGCUCGGCGCAACUGGAACGCAGGGCAUCGCUGAGGCCUAGGACGGCCCCCCUGCACCUCAGGCUCCAGGGCAGCACGCAGCGGAGACUCACCUUCAACCCCAGAGUGAAAACAUCUGCUCCGGCGGCUGCCUCCUCCACCGGUGAGUCCACUGCUCCUCCACCUACACAGGUGACGGUUGCAGCCAGACAGGUGGGGACUCUAAACAAGGCCCGCCACUGGUCCCUGGACCUUAACAACAAAUAUAUAAUCCUGGGUGAUUCUAAUGUGGCCAGGUUUCCGGCCUUAAAUAACCCAGACUUGCAGGUGGUCAGCUUCCCUGGGGCCAAAUGGAGACACCUCACCCACCUGUUCAUGAGGGCACCUGUGAUGAGCCAGGUGGAGCGCAUGAUCCUCUCUCUGGGCAUCAACCACAGAGCCCAGAGGGACAAGAGAGCGGCGGUGAGGGAGAUGAAGGCGGCACUGAAGGCAGCCAGGACCAAGUGUCCUAAUGCGCAGAUCUUUGUUCCUGCCAUCAACUUCUCCCUGACGCUGCCCUUCCAGGAACAGGUGACCCUGUCUCACAUGAACAUUGAGAUCGCGCAGCUCAGCCGUUGCAUCCCAGCACUGCCGAGACGGUCCUUCACAGUGGCAAAGGACAACAUCCACUGGACCAAGCCCACGGCAGCUCGCAUCCUCAACCACUGGGGUCUCCAAGAAAGAUCAAGCCGAGCAGGAGCUGGAGAGGACCAUCAUGGCAGUCUUAGUCUUCGGAGAGAAUUCAAGCCUUCUACAGCAGCCCCAAGACGUUGGAAUUGUCAUUGAUGGUGUGGAAGUCCUCAAUGAGUUACCUUCUCUUGCAGCCGGAGUGGCAAUGCUCUUUGGACUCUGCUAUGCUCUUAACAUGGAGUAUCCACAGGGUUUCAGGUUCACCUUUGAGGCCCUUCAGAAGAUCCUGAUGGAGCUUGGUUCCAACAAGAUGACUUCCAAGAUUCGCAGACUCAGUGGUGAACUCAAAACUGCACAGUAGUGUAUAUUUGUGUGUGCUUAAUGUGUGCAUGUAGUUGCCACUGGCUUCUAUUUAAGAGGUAGACCACCUCAGCAGCACUUUGUUAUACAGGCUCACGGGGUCACUUUCAUGGAGUGCUUUUGUUGGAAUUUUAGUUCUUUGAUGAUGUUUAGAGAUGCAACAUUCCUUCAAGUUCAGAUGUGUUUGAACAGUACAAC
Xiphophorus hellerii (green swordtail) is the source of this 2235-nucleotide messenger RNA. RefSeq lists its product as uncharacterized. Bases 718 to 1833 code for a protein of 371 amino acids. The record is from RefSeq and is a predicted model, not a curated record. The transcript has 2 exons. NCBI's taxonomy places the organism in Eukaryota, Metazoa, Chordata, Actinopteri, Cyprinodontiformes, Poeciliidae.